Messenger RNA from Rotaria socialis, 3888 nucleotides. The record is from the annotation of a GenBank genome assembly. NCBI's taxonomy places the organism in Eukaryota, Metazoa, Rotifera, Eurotatoria, Philodinida, Philodinidae.
AUGCAAUCGUCAACGGCAAAUAUCAAUCGUGGACGUAAAUCUGGUGAAAUAAGUGUCUUUAUUUUUGGACAGAAUGAUGACGACAAUGAUGAUGAUGACGAUUAUGAUUCAAAAAGUGUCAAAGAAUUUCCUAAAUAUAACUAUGAUUUAACUGAAAAUACCUUCAAUAUUGACUGUGACAACGUCGAUGACAACCAAAUUAUCCUCUCAGCUUUGACCACGAUUGAAGAAGACACUAGUGAGAGUGAUAAUAAUCUUGUUGGACAUCAGAACAUUACUAAUAGUCGACAUCAACAGAUGGAUAAGAACUUGUUUUCACCAAGUACGAAAAAAAAUGAGCGCCCAUUUCAUUUUCAACAUAAAACACAUGUUGAAUCUGCCAAAGAACAAAUACUAGAUGAUGCGUCACAACCAGCCAGUUCAAUAUCAACCAAUAGACAAGAAAAUUCCUAUGAUAAUUACAAGACUGUUGGACAUCGUAAUACAACUUCAGUUCCUCUUAUUGUUGUCACACAUGACGAAACUGAUAGAACGACAUCGAAACGUCUUGUACAACAUUCAGCAGCUAAAAUUGACAAAGCAAAAAAAAAGCAACCAGCGAUUUCAUCUAUUAACAUGGAUAACAUAAGUUUGAAAAAUUAUUUCAGUUCAUCCUCUGGUCUUGAACCUCCGACACCACCCGAAAAAAAUCCAUCGACACGAAACAUUCAAAUUAGUUUAUCAUCACCCGGUAUUCCUGCAACUCCAACUUCAUUACUACAUGCUGGUGGAAAACGGCGUGGAGUUAUUCAUCGAUCAAGUUAUAAACGUGCACACAAAGGACGAUCGUCGAUCGAUCACACGCCCAAUGACUUAUUUAUUGAAUUACAAGAAUUAAGAUUAGAUGAAGAUAAUGAUUGUUAUUGGCAUGAAUGCGCAAGAUGGAUUCGAUAUGAAGAAUAUUUUGAUGUUGAAAUGCAACGAUGGCAAGCACCAAGAAUUAGUUGUUUAAAUUUUCAUAGUCUACUUGAACUGCGACGUGGUUUACAAUAUGGUAUUGUUUUACUCGAUCUUGAGGAACAAACUCUAGAAGGAAUUUAUGAUGGUGUGAUCAAUGAUGCAAUUGCUAUGGGACAAAUGAAUAAAGAUCUUAAAGAUGAAUUGCUCCGUAUUUUAACUAGCGAUCAUAGACAUCCUGACCCUCGUUCUUCAUUUCGACGUCGUUCAUCUAUUUUUGAUUUCCCUCAAACUGGCAUAAGACGAUCAAGUUUGGCGUUUAAAAAAAGUGAUCAAAUUAAUUUUGAUGAUACAAGACGAAGUAGCCUAUUAGAAUUAAAAAUGAAUGGCGAAUUCAAUAGAAAUAUGAAAAAUAUUGUUGUUAAAUAUGAUAAUAUUGAUGAAACUGUUGCUACAGAUGUAUGUGCAAAACGAUCGGAAGCUGAACAAAAUAAUAAUGUUAAUGGAAGCAAAGAAAGUGUUAAUCAAAUACGUUCAUCAUUGGGCACUCAUCGGCUGUCACAAACACAAACAAAGAAAUCCCGCGACUCAAUUCCAUAUAAAUCUGAUGUAAUGAGACGAAUUUCGAAUAAUGCUGAAUGUGCUGAAGUUCUUAUUGGCACUAUGCGUAGUUUACCAAGGCUCAUUAUGGCCUUUGUUCGUCUUUCACAAGGCCAACUGAUAGAUAAUAUGAGUGAAGUUCAAUUGCCAGUUAAAUUCAUCUUUCUACUGAUCGGUCCAGGAGUGGAAGAAUAUUUUGAAAUUGGUCGUGCUCUUAGUACUCUUUUCAGUACGCAGGACUUUCGUAAUGUUGCUUAUCAAGCCAUGGAUCGUCGGGAUUUAUUGAAUGGUAUAAAUGAUUUUUUGUCAGAUUCGAUUGUGUUACCGCCAGCUGAUUACGAUAAAGAACUUCUACUACCAAUAAUUGAAACAGCGAAAAUUAAAAAAACGAAUUCAGACAAACGUAUAACAGCAUUUAAAAAGCAAAAUAGUGAUCCAUCGAAUGAAAAUCAACAGCAACACGUUCAAUCGACGAGAGUUUUAUUAGCUAAAAUAUCUUCGUUAUCAAAUGAUAAACAAGAUGAAGAUCCAUUUUUACGAAGAGGCUUUGUAUUUGGUGGUGUUUAUCAUGAAAUGCGUCGUCGUUAUGCGCAUUUUAAAUCGGAUUUUUUGGACGCAUGCUCUCUUCGUUGUUCUAUUAGUCUUAUAUUUAUGUCUAUUGCUUGUCUUGCACCGGCACUUACCUUCGGUGGUAUUAUAGCUGACAAAACUUGUAAUCGAUUAGGUGUAAAUGAAAUGUUAAUUGCUUCGUCGAUUAAUGGCUUCCUGUUUGGACUUUUCAGUGGACAACCGUUGCUGAUUCUUGGGCCAACAGGACCGUUUCUUGUUUUUGAAGAAGUAGUUUAUGAUUUAUGUCAGUCGUUGGAUGCAGAUUUUUGGACAGUACGAUGUUGUGUUAGUCUUUGGACAACUUUUUUUAUUAUUAUGUUAGUGGCUUUUGAAGGUAGCUUUAUGAUUCGCCAUGUGACUCGUUUUACCGAAGAGAUCUUUGCACUUAUCAUUGCUCUUGUUUACCUUUAUGAGCCAUUUAAAAAACUUUAUAAGAUAUUUCUUUCAAAUCCAGUACGAUCAAAAUAUAGUUAUGAUUUUCCAUUCACUUGCUCCUGUAAUAUAUCUUCAAUAUUGAAUAAAACAUUUGCUUUUGAUGAUAUGAAUUCAUCAUUCGAUAGUACGUUAUCUAGUUCUACAUCGAAAUAUUCAUGUUAUGACUGUAAAUCAAAACAAGAUUCGUUCUCUUCUUCCACGCUAUCGUAUCGCAAUUCAACAUUAGCAUCAAAUGAUGAAGAUCAAUUACCAAACAAAGCACUUCUUUCGUUUAUUAUACUUAUCGGAACGUGCUUCAUAGCUGUCGCACUGAAACUAUUUAGGCGCAGUAAAUUUUUUGGUCGAACAACAAGACAAACGUUGAGUGAUUUUGGCAUGACGAUUGCGCUCAUUUGUAUGGUGCUAUUUGAUAUGUUAGUUACGAAGACAGCUGGUGGUCAUGAUCUUACACAAAAAAUAAAUGUGCCAGAUUCGAUUAGACCCAGUGAUGUCGAACGUGAUAAUACUUGGUUUAUAUCACCACUCAGAAAACCACUGCCAUUAUGGGCUUAUUUUGCAUCAUCAUUUCCUGCAAUUUUAAUAUCUGUAGUACUCUUUUUCGAAGUAGAACUAACUAGUAUUAUGAUUCAGUCAAAACUUAAAUGUGUUCAUCCAACUAAAAUGAUCAAAGGAACUGGUUAUCACUUAGAUAUAUUAAUAGCUGGUAUUUUAAUAUCAAUCAGUGGACUCUUCGGUCUUCCUUGGAUAUGUGCAGCACCUGUACGAAGUCUUGCUCACGUCGCUAGUCUAUCCAAGUACAGUAAUACUCAUGCGCCAGGAGAAAAAGCUCGUUUAAUCGAUAUAAACGAUCAACGUUUAACAAAUAUUGGUGUACAUCUAUUUAUUGGUUGUACAAUUUUUGCAGCACCAAUUAUUCGUAAAAUUCCAGUGGCUGCUUUAUUUGGUAUAUUUUUAUAUUUUGGUAUUGUGUCCAUAUCCGGCACACAAUUAUUUAGUCGAAUUAAAAUGACAUUUAUUCCAACAAAAUAUCAUCCAAAUUUCGGUUAUUUACGACGAGUUCGUCAAAUGAAACGCAAUUUCUACACAUUCAUACAAGUGACUGCGGCCGGUUUAUUAAUUACAAUUAAAUUGACAAGUUUUGCGUUUCUCUUCCCGCUAAUACUCGUCUUACUUGUACCAUUUCGAAAAAUGUGUCUUCCAUUCAUUUUCACAGAACGUGAAUUUGCUGAACUUGAUGGCGAUGAAACACCGGAUGGCACUUUUGAUGAUGAAAUUGAUUUCUAUGGUCAAGUUCAUUUACCAAUUUGA